Rotaria socialis is the source of this 588-nucleotide messenger RNA. The record is from the annotation of a GenBank genome assembly. NCBI's taxonomy places the organism in Eukaryota, Metazoa, Rotifera, Eurotatoria, Philodinida, Philodinidae.
AUGGAUGAAAUUAAAUACAAUACUCCAAGUAUUAUCAAACUAGGAUCAUUCGCAGGCAAAAUUAAAUAUUGUAUAAUAGAUACAUAUUUUAUUCCUCUAGUCAAAAUUUUUAAGCUAAAAAUUACCUAUGAUAAUAAGCAAUUGAUUGUAAUUGCAAGCGAUGGAUUACAGCAUAUUCCAUUACAUGAUUUAAUUUGGGAAUAUUUUAAUCGAUACCUCAUACCUGAAAACUAUUCAAUUUAUCAUCGAAAUGGUAUUACAAUGGAUAAUCGUUUAGAAAAUUUAUUGUUAAUAUCGAACAAUAUGUCUUAUUUGCCAUUGAAAUCUUGUGGAUUAUCAAGUUUUUAUUGGCGAAUUAUUUCCUAUUUACCAGUGGAUAUGGAUGAAGUCAAUUAUCAUAAUACAAUAUUAAAUCAAUCUAGUCUAUAUGAAUGUCAUAAUGCACCAUGCACACAAUUACUAAUGAAUUCGUGUGAAGAACAGUUUAUUUGUCUUAAAUGCAAGAAAAUAAAGUAUUGUAGUCAAAUGUGUCAAACAAUGGAUGCAGAUAUUCAUUCGAUAUUUUGCAAUCCGACGAAUGCAAUAUAA